UUCCCUCCAUCCCUUUACGCAAAUGGCCAUCCCUUUACGCAAAUUGACUGGUAUUGUUUUUCUUCUCUUCUUCUGCCCUCCUCUUUCCCAGCCAUUAAUGUCCAGCAGAUGUCCUUCCCACGAAUCCCAAGCUCUGCUCCUCUUCAAAGCUGCCUUGAAUGACUCCAAUGGCUAUCUGAGUUCGUGGGUAAAUGGAACAGACUGCUGCACCUCCUGGUAUGGCAUUUCCUGCGACGAUAACACCAACCACGUUGUCUCUGUCUCUCUUGGUAUCUAUCAAGUAACACCAGGUACUACCAUUCCUACCUGUUUGGCAAAUCUCUCUUAUCUUCACUCUUUAGAUUUAUAUGGUCAUAGCUUUACUGGGACGAUUCCCACUUUCCUUUGUCUGCUCACCCGCCUUACAGUUCUUGAUCUUUCAGACAAUUACUUGAAUGGAAGCAUACCUUCCUGCCUUGGCAAUCUUGCUUCUUUAAGUGACCUUUCCCUAGGUAACAACCAACUUAGUGGAAGAAUACCGGCUUCUCUUGGGAGUCUCUCUUUGUUGAGGGAGUUAAGGCUUUAUAACAACCAACUGAGCGGGACCAUUCCCCCUUCAUUUGCUCACCUUUCCUCACUCACUGAAUUGUCUGCUUAUGGCAAUCGUUUCAAUGAAACCGUCUCUUCUUUGUCACUUCCACCUUCUUUACGUACUCUAUAUCUGUCAUUACACCAUUACCAGUCGAUUUCAGAAACUUUCUUUCACAACCUCACAAGAUUAAGUUCUUUGUAUUUAUCUGAUUGUGUCCUAAAUAUUAGCACAACUUGGAUUCCACCCUUUGAUUUAUCUGAUCUACUUUUAGUGUCAUGUAUGAUUGACGGUGAAUUUCCACCUUGGAUUUCAACACAAAUUUCACUUGAACGGUUGGUUAUAACUAAUGCCAGUCUUGUGGGCGUAAUUCCCUCUUGGCUAUGGGAAACCAGUCCUCAGUUAAAUUAUCUAGAUCUUUCAGGAAAUAAAUUGAGUGGGUGCAUCCCAUCAAUGUGGCCUUCUUAUAUGAGUAUACUGCUGCUCAAUGACAAUUUGUUCAGUGGCAAUAUUCAUCCAAACCUGGGCAAGUUAUCUAUUCUCAACAUGUUAAAUCUUGCAAACAACAAGAUAACAGGAGUGAUCCCUGUCAGUUUGUCCAAUUGUUCUUUACUUAUUGUCCUGAAUUUGGGAAAUAAUAGUUUGGAGGGAAGCUUACCAUAUGAGUUUAGUAAGCUGAGUGAAUUAUAUUCAUUAGUUGUUCACAGUAAUAAUCUGAAUGGAUCAUUCCCUUCUUCAAUAGCAAAUUGUUCAAAACUACAGGUUCUUGAUAUUGGAAACAAUUUGUUUGAAGGCCAAAUACCAACAUUAAUUGGAAAUAUCUCAGAGCUAAAAGUAUUGAUAAUGAAGGAGAACAAAUUUACAGGCAGUAUUCCUUUAGAGAUAGGUCAAUUAAAGCACCUCCAGAUCUUGCUCCUUUCUUCCAAUCAUAUCUCAGGUUCAAUUCCGCACACAAUUGUAUUCUUGCAAGCAAUGGCAAAUGAAAGUCAAAAUGGUUUUGUAUUAUCCACUUAUAUUAAUGGGCCAGUAUAUCAAGAUGGAUUGGAUAUGAUUUUAAAAGGUACAGAGCAGCACUACCAAUAUAUUCUUUCCACACUCACAUCCAUAGAUCUCUCAAGCAAUGAAUUGGAGGGAAAAGUUCCUUCUAAUUUUGGGGAUUUGAAGGGGCUAAGGCUUCUAAACCUUUCAAUGAACAACUUGAAUGGGACCAUUCCAAAAAGUUUUGGAGAAAUGCAUCAAUUGGAUUCCUUAGACCUUUCAAGAAAUCAUUUUUCAGGACAAAUCCCUACAGAGCUUGAAUCUCUAAGCUUUUUGGGUUCACUGGAUCUAUCAAACAACCACCUUUCAGGAAGCAUACCACAAGGAAUACAUAUGAUUGACUUUGGAGAAUCCUCUUAUUCAGGGAAUCCUAAUUUAUGGGGGUGUCCCCUACCCAGAAAUUGUUCUUGGCCAGAGUUUGUUCCUUCUCCUCCUCCAAUUUACAUUAAUAAAAUAAAGAAAAGCACUAAAUAUCCAUGGUAUGCGAUAUCAUUGGGAUUGUCCUUUGGAAUGGCUUUUGGGGGGAUAAUAUCAUUGAUCGUGAUAAAAAUCAGUUGGAGAAAUGAAUACUUUAACAAAGUUGAUGCAAUCCUAAAGUUCUUAUUUCCCUGGAUGAAGAAUUUGACAUUGUGAAGAUAUCUACAAGUCAUUGAAAGGAAUCUAUUUUUUCUUAUGAAGAUUUUUGGUGUUUCUAAAGACUAUAUUGCACAUGCUUUUGAGAAAGACAUACAUGCAAUUACAUCAUAUACUUCCAUGGAGGAUAGAUUUGAAAGUAUGAACAACAUACAGAUUGUGUGGAAACUUUUAUUUAAGAUAGUGAUAUAUGCAUGUUUUUCUUUUGCUUAAAUUUUGUUUUGUAGUGCUUUUGUAUCUCCUCUAUCCCUGAAAAGCAGAACAAUAUGGGUGGAUAUAUGUAGAACAACAAUACUUUGCAAAACUUUCUUAAAAAUGGUAACAACA
Molecule: messenger RNA, 2566 nt
Organism: Cryptomeria japonica (Japanese cedar)
Lineage: Eukaryota; Viridiplantae; Streptophyta; Pinopsida; Cupressales; Cupressaceae
Product: receptor-like protein 12
Exons: 2
Coding region: 23-2239 (738 amino acids)
Molecular function (GO): protein binding
Source: RefSeq, a predicted model, not a curated record